Messenger RNA from Phytophthora sojae, 882 nucleotides. RefSeq lists its product as hypothetical. The annotation marks the transcript as partial. Gene Ontology annotation, biological process: DNA integration; DNA recombination. Gene Ontology annotation, molecular function: DNA binding. The record is from RefSeq and is a predicted model, not a curated record. NCBI's taxonomy places the organism in Eukaryota, Oomycota, Peronosporomycetes, Peronosporales, Peronosporaceae. The transcript has a single exon.
UGGAUCGACGACCUGCCCAGGGCUCAGCAAGCCAGGAUGGUUGGAUUAUUCGCCGGGCUGUGUGCGUCAGAAGGUCACAACAAGUCCAGGACAGGGAAUAAGUACCAAACAUUUGACGGAAAGAUGGCAGCGGUGGCAUUCGCACACAAGGCAGUUCGGAACGCUAAGCUCGAUUACCAUGAUCCGGAAUUUGAGCACGUCGCUCAAGGAUACAAGCGUACCAACAGUCAUGUGGACCAGAAGCAGCCAGUUACUACACCGAUGUUGCUCAAGAUGCGGGAGCUCGUAGCUCAUGAGGACCCGCAAGCCAGGUUGUUGUGGAGCUCCGUCGUACUUGGGUUCUUCUUCCUCGACAGAAGCUCAGAGCUAUGGGGCCCGGUCAAACCCGACAUGUCGACAGGAUUUGAAAGAGUCCACUGUGUCAAGGCCCAGAAUGUGAUACUCAGGAACAAGCAAGGUCAACAUGUAGGCUCAGAGUCUACCCAAGUGGACUCCGUCGAAAUCAUAUUCGAAUCGCACAAGGGCGAUCGAAUCGGCCAAGGCAGCACUAUUCGGCACUAUCGAUCAAACAACUCGACACUGUGCCCGGUGGAAGCCGCGCAAGAAUGCAUGCGGAUACGAGCUCAGUGGAUAACGGAGAACAAGACCCUGGGUCCACUUCUUACAUCCGUAUCAAGGAAGGCAACGAUCAAGAGGUCAAAGGUGGCCAACCUCACCAAGGCGGCGGCAAGAAGCUUGGGGCUAUCCCCAAAGGAUUAUUCGGCCCAUUCACUUCGGAUCGGAGGGGCCUGCGCUCUACUAGCCGCAGGUAAAAGUGACCUGGUUAUUCGGCUAAUGGGCAGGUGGGUUUCACAGUCUACACGCGAUGACAACCCGGUAUGA